AUGUCCGGUGAACAUAAAAUUCUUCGAAACGAUUAUGUUGAAAUUGUAGCUAUUACAAAAGAUAAAACCUGGUUAAUUGAUCAAUUUAAUGUGACAUUUAUCAAAGAUAAUCAAAUACUUUGUACAAUUUCCGAUAAAGAACAGUAUUGCAGUAGUCCAGAAAUCAGAAUAACUCGUCCAAGUCUGACACAAAUUGAAAUUUCUUAUGCUACUGCUGGAAUAUAUAUUUCCAUUGUACCAUAUCAAUAUCAAUAUAAUUGGUUUGAUAUAAGUAUUCGUAUGCCAUACGACCUAAUCAAACAAUCCAAUGGUCUUUGUGUAACUGUACCGACUGAUAGUUGUGAAAUUGAAAAUGGUAUUGCACAAGACAAUAGUAUUAAUUCAUUAUCUCGAAUAAUAUGUGAAGUAUACUUACAAGCAAGUGAGCUAGCAAGAAUGAAAUUAAAUCUCUCGGAAGAUUUAGAAAUAAAUAAUAAGGCUUUACUUGCAUGUAUUCAUGAUUAUGAUACAACAAACAAUAAAAAUUUCGGUGCAAGCAUGGUGAAUAUGAUUGUCAAGGAUGGAAUUUAUAAGAAGUUACUCAACGAUUUCGAGUUUCAGUCAUAUACCAUCACCAGUAUUGAUAUAGUUGAUAACUUUGUGACAGACGCAAAUAUUUUUAUUGAUACUCUAAUUGACACAACGACAACGACAUCCACGACAAUUUCAACAACAACAGCAACUACAUCGGUUUCUACGACAAUUUCAACAACGACAACAACUACAUCGGUUUCUACGACAAAUGCAACAAAUUUGGCGAGUUCAACGGUGACUUCAAUUUCGACAACAGCAUCAACUUGUUCAUUAACUAUUAGAUCAAUCCAUAAUGUUUUGAUUUUUCAAUUCUUUUCAUUUGUUACAUUAUUUCUUUUAUUUUAA
Messenger RNA from Adineta steineri, 918 nucleotides. NCBI's taxonomy places the organism in Eukaryota, Metazoa, Rotifera, Eurotatoria, Adinetida, Adinetidae. The record is from the annotation of a GenBank genome assembly.